Octodon degus (degu) is the source of this 1760-nucleotide messenger RNA. RefSeq names its product synapse differentiation inducing 1 (gene Syndig1). Gene Ontology annotation, biological process: synaptic vesicle clustering; positive regulation of synapse assembly. NCBI's taxonomy places the organism in Eukaryota, Metazoa, Chordata, Mammalia, Rodentia, Octodontidae. The transcript has 4 exons. The coding region runs from base 141 to 893 and encodes 250 amino acids. The record is from RefSeq and is a predicted model, not a curated record. Gene Ontology annotation, cellular component: postsynaptic density membrane; excitatory synapse; intracellular membrane-bounded organelle.
GCCCCGCACCGCCCGCACGCGCGCCCGCCGGGGAGACGCGGGGCCGCCUGGGCGCGGGUCACCUUGUCCCAGAGGAGACAUGGGUUCCUCGAGGAUAGUGUGACCUGCACAGCCGGACGCCCGGCGGGGAGGCCAGCACCAUGGACAGCCUCGCCGGGCCAAAAAGUGAGCUGGUGCACAACAAGGCCCUGGACACCGGCCCGAGGAAUGGCCUGAUCAACACCAGAAGCUUCACAGCGGAGGGCAGGGAUGGCCUGGUGUCCGUGUACCCAACGCCCCAGUACCAGAGCCGCCAGAGCAUGGACAGCGUCGGGAAGGAGGCUGCGCAGCAGCUGCUGGACCCCAACGCCCUGCAGCGGUCGGUGGAGACUCGUUACCGACCCAACCUCAUCCUCUACUCUGAGGGCAUGCUACGCUCGUGGGGCGACGGCGUGGCCACCGACUGCUGCGAGACCACCUUCAUCGAGGACCGGUCACCCACCAAAGACAGCCUGGAGUAUGCCGACGGGAAGUUCCUGGACCUCUCAGCUGAGGACAUCAAGAUCCACACGCUGUCCUACGACGUGGAGGAGGAGGAGGAGCUACAGGAGCUAGAGAGCGACUACUCCAGUGACACAGAGAGUGAGGACAACUUCCUCAUGAUGCCACCGCGGGACCACCUGGGGCUCAGCGUCUUCUCCAUGCUCUGCUGCUUCUGGCCGCUGGGCAUCGCCGCCUUCUACCUGUCCCAUGAGACGAACAAGGCUGUGGCCCAGGGCGACUUCCACCAGGCCAGCACCAGCUCCCGGCGGGCCCUCUUCCUGGCUGUGCUGUCCAUCACCAUCGGCACGGGCAUCUACGUGGGUGUGGCCGUUGCCCUCAUUGCCUACCUCUCCAAGAACAACCACCUGUGAGCUUCCCAUGGGCACGAGGAAGGACUGGCGUGUCUGGGGUGGCUCGGGCAGCAGCGGACUGCGCCUGAGGCUGGAGUUUCCACCAUGACUCCCUGUUUCCUCCUUUAACUCCAUUGUCAUAGCACUGAGUGGGCUCCGCACACAUGGGCUCAAAGCUGCUGGCCGUGGGGCUGUCUGGGACGGGCCCGGGUAGUGGGUGACAAUACGCUGUCUGCGCAGCCGCCAUGCCUCCAAGGCCACUGCAUUAGCAAUAUACAAACAGUGAGAAAAAAAAAGUAUUUAUUUUUAUGGAACAUGGUCAAGGUGCACUAGGCUGAGGGCAUGGGGCAUCCACUUCUCUCCACGUGCCCAACACCCAGGAGACUUUCCUCCCAGAAGAAAAGAAAAUGGAACUGGGGACAAGGGGCACCCAGCAUGACCAUCUGCAGAAGGGCCCAGCCCUGAGAACAGAAAGCUAGAAGACAUGGCACGGGUCCCAGGCCCUCACACCCUCCAUGCCAGCCUGAACAUGUCACUCUAUAGCCCCCGCCGCAGCAGUGCUCAGCCUUGGGCCAUCAGCGAGGCAGGCAAGGUGGGUGCCCCAAGCUCCUUGAAGUGGCCCGACAUUGGUGCCAGGAACUGGAGGCAGAGGAGCCAGGAGGACCCCGGCACCCUUGACGUGACUGCCCUCAAGGGGCUCGCCUGAUCCUAAGCAGUGACAACGACAACGCCGACCCCAGACACGAGGCGGGCCUUACUCUGUCGACUCGACGAAUCGCUAUUUUCUUGUCAUUUUUUAAGUGCAACUCUGGCUUCACAGUGCUUCAGUUACCAGACGAAUGCUGAGAAAUAAGUCACCACAGACAUCUGAAUGCCAUCUCCCAGCUG